GUUCCAUUUCAGGGAAGGACGACGUACUAUGAUACUUUCUGUUUUGUCGAGCCCUGCUUUGGUCUCUGGUUUGAUGGUUGUACGUGCUAAAAAUCCGGUACAUUCCAUUUUGUUUCUCAUCCCAGUUUUUCGCAACACUUCAGGUUUACUUCUUUUGUUAGGUCUCGACUUCUUCGCUAUGAUCUUCCCAGUAGUUUAUAUAGGAGAUAUAGCCGUUUCAUUCCUAUUCAUUGUUAUAAUGUUCCAUAUUCAAAUAACGGAGAUUCACGAAGAAGUAUUGCGCUAUUUACCAGUGAGUGGUAUUAUUGGAUUGAUCUUUUGGUGGGAGAUGUUCUUUAUUUUAGAUAAUGAAAGCAUUCCAUUACUAACAACCCAAAGAAAUACGACCUCUCUGAGAUAUACGGUUUAUGCCGGAGAGGUACGAAGUUGGACUAAUUUGGAAACAUUGGGCAAUUUACUUUAUACCUACUAUUUCGUCUGGUUUUUGGUUUCUAGUCUUAUUUUAUUAGUAGCCAUGAUUGGGGCUAUAGUACUGACUAUGCAUAGGACUACUAAGGUGAAAAGACAGGAUGUAUUUCGACGAAAUGCUCUGGAUUCUAGGAGGACUAUAAUGAGGAGGACGACAGACCCACUCACGACAAUAAGGAGAAGCAGUGGUUCGAAUCCACAUCGCGCUGGAGUCAGCUUGUCUGAGUAUGUAAACUAUGUGGUGGAUACGAUAANGCUAGGAUUUGGGAAGGACAUUUACGAGACUGAGGUGAGUUUUAAGAGAAAGACGGGGGUGGAUUUUUUUGCUCUAACUGGCUGUGAGCAUGGGAAUUGCGUUUCUGAGCAGAGGGCAGAGAGGAAUUUGGUGUUGCAGAAGUGCACGCGCAAUUCAGCUCUGGAAAAACUCCCUGAGGUCCAGAGAGAGAUGAAGUUUAUAGUCAACCUCUGCCUCUCAGAUAGCUUUCAUUUUACACUUCUAUGUGGAGAUGGAUGCCCUUUCGAGGAGGGUAUCUUUUUGGUUAAUAUCAGCCCGGCUCGCAUGGACUUCCGGUCUUUCUUAGUUGACAACUUUAUUGCAAUUUUCAGUUCUCUAGUUACUCCUGCACAAGCAACAGCAGUUAUGGAUCUGAUUGAGGAGCGCUGGGAAGAAUGGAUCGGGGAGAUGCCCUUGAAGAUCACUUACCCAGCUCUGGAAGGACAUGAGUGGAGAAUUGUCACCGGAUUUGAUCCAAAAAACAAGGGGCGGAGUUACCUUAUUGGUGAGUCUUGGCCGGGUUAG
Messenger RNA from Nicotiana attenuata, 1267 nucleotides. RefSeq lists its product as uncharacterized. Lineage: Eukaryota; Viridiplantae; Streptophyta; Magnoliopsida; Solanales; Solanaceae. The coding region runs from base 29 to 1267 and encodes 412 amino acids. The record is from RefSeq and is a predicted model, not a curated record. Gene Ontology annotation, molecular function: NADH dehydrogenase (ubiquinone) activity; endo-alpha-N-acetylgalactosaminidase activity. Gene Ontology annotation, biological process: carbohydrate metabolic process. The transcript has 4 exons.